CUCUUAGAAGAGGAAACAGAGGAAUCUAGGGUUUAUGCUUCAUUGAAGCAAAGAUGGUUACGAGCAACGAUCAAAUCCAAGAUGGUUCUGAUGAGCAAUCGAAAAGAUCAGAGAUUUACACAUACGAAGCACCAUGGCAGAUCUACGCAAUGAACUGGAGCAUUCGUCGAGACAAGAAGUAUCGACUCGCAAUCACAAGCCUCAUCGAGCAAUAUCCGAAUCGCGUCGAGAUUGUUCAGCUUGAUGAAUCAAAUGGUGAGAUUCGAUCAGAUCCGAAUCUUAGCUUCGAGCAUCCGUACCCACCAACCAAAACCAGUUUCAUCCCCGAUAAAGAGUGUCAAAGACCCGAUCUUUUAGCUACCUCGAGUGAUUUUCUUCGUUUAUGGCGAAUCGCUGAUGAUGAUUCUCGUGUUGAGCUUAAGUCUUGUCUUAAUAGUGAUAAGAAUAGUGAGUUUAGUGGUCCGAUUACUUCAUUUGAUUGGAAUGAAGCUGAGCCUAGACGAAUUGGUACUUCUAGUAUUGAUACGACUUGUACGAUCUGGGAUAUAGAGCGUGAAGUUGUGGAUACUCAGCUUAUUGCUCAUGAUAAAGAGGUUUAUGAUAUUGCUUGGGGUGGAGUUGGUGUCUUUGCUUCUGUCUCAGAGGAUGGUUCUGUUAGAGUAUUCGAUCUCCGUGAUAAGGAGCAUUCGACGAUUAUCUAUGAGAGUGGUGAGCCUAGUACUCCUUUGGUGCGUCUUAGUUGGAACAAGCAGGAUCCGAGGUAUAUGGCUACUGUGAUCAUGGGCAGUGCUAAAAUUGUGGUGCUUGACAUUCGGUUUCCGGCUCUUCCUGUUGUGGAGCUUCAGCGACAUCAGGCUAGUGUCAAUGCUAUUGCUUGGGCUCCUCAUAGCUCCUCCCAUAUCUGUACUGCUGGUGAUGAUUCUCAGGCGUUGAUUUGGGAUAUCUCUUCAAUGGGACAGCAUGUUGAAGGUGGUCUGGAUCCAAUUCUAGCUUACACAGCUGGCGCUGAGGUUGAGCAGCUGCAGUGGUCUUCUUCCCAGCCUGAUUGGGUUGCCAUUGCCUUCUCUAACAAGCUGCAGAUUCUCAGGGUCUGAUUAUAGUUUCCAGAUUUCUGUCGAAUGUAAAAGACUCUUCCCUGUUGUUGAUUAAUGAUCCUUUGAUCUUUUACUUUUAGCCUCGUUGAGUUUCCCUCUCAUAGUAUGAUCUGUGCACCUUCAAUUGUGAAUAGCUAGCUCUAGCUUUGGAUUUAAUUAGUCGAAUGGGAAGCUAGUUUUAAACAGAGAGAAGUGAGAAAGAGAACUAGAAAUAACAGCAUUUAUGUUUCUAUGUCCUUGAGCUGAUGGAGUUACAGGAUUCUGAAGUCGUGUAUAAAGUUAGUUCUUAUUAGAGUAUCUUGUCUGUCUCACCAUUGUAUGGAAUGUGUAGCUUUCUUUGUUAAUUGUUGUAAGCUUUGUCGAUGAUGUUCAUGUCAUUUUUGUUAUUA
Capsella rubella is the source of this 1483-nucleotide messenger RNA. RefSeq names its product WD repeat-containing protein LWD2. The coding region runs from base 54 to 1094 and encodes 346 amino acids. Gene Ontology annotation, cellular component: nucleus. Gene Ontology annotation, molecular function: protein binding. The transcript has a single exon. Lineage: Eukaryota; Viridiplantae; Streptophyta; Magnoliopsida; Brassicales; Brassicaceae. The record is from RefSeq and is a predicted model, not a curated record.